AUGGUUCGACAGAGUACAUUCAAUCGCACAGUGAAAUUUAUGCUCACUUUGUGUGGCAUCUGGCCAGGCGCGUCAUGCCUUCUGUUUUAUAGAAUGUUUUGGAUUAUUACAAUGACAACUGCUCUGUUAUGUAACUAUUCUUAUUUAUUGACACAUAUAUAUUUCGCCGAACUUAUAGAUCUGAUGGAUUGUCUGUGUAUCAUCCUAGCGCAUUCUAAAGUGAUCAUUAAGUGUAUUAUAUUUUGGUUAAAUCAACGGACAUUCAUGGAAAUCCAGAUGAUAAUAACGGAAGAUUGGAAUGAUUGCGCUGAUAAUGAUAUCAGCAUGCGCGAGACAUCGAAAAAAGCAAAAAUUUCAGAUCGUCUCGUAAACGCAGUCAUCAUUCUUCACACGAUGACGAUAUUUGCAUAUUGCUUCGGCGCCUUCUUCGCCAAUGUCGAUGUCAUCGACCAGACAACGGAGUUACCUCACAUGACCAAAAUAAAACUUCCUUUUCGAAUAAACACGCAACGCACGUACAGAUUACUGUUGAUCGUGCAAUUUUUGCAUUUGAUCCUGUGCGCCUGGGCAGCUGGUAUAACAAACAUUCUGCUAUUGACUUUGAUUCUGCAUGCAGCUGGCCAAAUCGAGAUCUUGCGCUACUGGUUAACGCAGUUGGCGUCCCGCGAAAACAAAUCAAUCGCCGUAACAAUGAAAAAAAUUAUUCAAAAGCAUCAAAAAAUCAUCCAUUUGUCGGAAAACAUCGAAUGUCUUUAUACAUACAUCGCGUUGCUGCAAUUCGUGUCAAAUACAAUAAUGAUUUGUUCGCUUGGCUUUCUUAUUAUAGCAGCAAUCGAUAGUCCCAAUGCGACGGAGCAAAUAAUGAAAUCUCUUUUUUUUUACACUAUAACAAACCUGGAAGCGUUUAUAUUCUGUUUCGCUGGAGAAUAUAUGAGUAAUAAAGGCAAUGAAAUUGGUGCUGCGGCAUAUAAUUGUACAUGGUACAAUUUGAAACCUAAAGACAAUCGUGUUUUGCUAUUUGUUAUAUUGAGAUCGCAGAAACAAUUGACGCUCACAGCUGGAAAGAUGACAAAUCUCUCUUUGGAAUCCUUUACAAAUAUCAUGAGUGCUUCGGGAUCAUACUUAUCGGUAUUGCUGGCGAUGCAAUAAACGUGAUCGAUUCGAGCGAUAAUAGUGAAAAAUAUUGCGAGUUUUCCGUAAAUCAGUAGUUAAAACUUACAUUAUAAUAUAUUAUAAUAUUCUUAUUCUUUUUUCCGAAGAUCGUGCUGCGUGUGAGUAUACU
This is a messenger RNA of Cataglyphis hispanica, 1282 nucleotides long. Its product is annotated as odorant receptor 4-like. The transcript is spliced from 6 exons. Lineage: Eukaryota; Metazoa; Arthropoda; Insecta; Hymenoptera; Formicidae. The record is from RefSeq and is a predicted model, not a curated record. Gene Ontology annotation, molecular function: odorant binding; olfactory receptor activity. Gene Ontology annotation, cellular component: plasma membrane. Gene Ontology annotation, biological process: detection of chemical stimulus involved in sensory perception of smell; sensory perception of smell. The coding region runs from base 1 to 1149 and encodes 382 amino acids.